UAACCAUGAAGUUGAAGGAGACAAAAUCAAGGCCAAAGCCACCAAGCUGUGGCAAAUUUCAGGAAGGAAUCAAAGUUGUGGGAAAAUGGAAGCAGGUGAAGAUUGAUCCAAACAUGUUUGCAGACGGACAGAUGGAUGAUUUGGUUUGUUUUGAGGAACUGACAGAUUACCGGUUAGUCUCCCCUGCCAAGAAUUCCUCCAGUCUCUUCUUAAAAGAGGAGUCCAAGAAGAGAAAGGCACAAGCUGUUGCAGAGGGAGAGGAGGAAGGAGAAUCUAGCUCCUCAAAGAAAAAGAUGAAAUUGAAGAAGAGUAGAGAUGUGGCAGCUGAAGGAACCAGUGUUCAGAAAGAGUUUGGGGUCAAAGAUCCUGAGCCAGAGCCCCAGGGAGAUAGCACAGUUUGUCCUGAUGCAGAGGUAGGGGAGAUGGCAUCAGAAAGCCCAGCGCAGACUGUUCCAAAAAAGAAGAAAAAGAAAGGGAAAAAAAAAGCAGAGCCUUCUCAGGGUACUACUCCAAAAGUGUCUAAAAGAGCAAAGACAUGGAUGCCUGAAACACAUGAUCACAAGGCAGAUGUAUCAGCUUGGAAGGAUCUGUUUGUACCCAAGCCAGUUCUCCGAGCACUCAGCUUUCUAGGCUUCUCUGCCCCCACACCAAUCCAAGCUCUGACCUUGGCACCUGCCAUUCGUGACAAACUGGACAUCCUUGGGGCUGCUGAGACAGGAAGUGGGAAAACUCUUGCCUUUGCCAUUCCAAUGAUUCAUGCAGUGCUGCAGUGGCAGGUGAAGAAGAAGCCUACCCCAGUUCUAAGUACCACAGGAGCACCACCUGAGGAGACCAGUACUGAGCCUGGAGCUGAGAUAGGCUCACCAGGCAGGGCUGGAACGGAGUCUGGAGCUUUGCCUGAUAAGAUUGGAAUUGACAGUGAAGCACUUCCCAGUGAGGCUGGAGCCAAGACCAGUGCUACUACCGCAGACCAGGUGCUGCCCUCUCAUGAUGCUGAUGAUGCUGGUGAAGGACCUUCUUCCCUGAUCAGGGAGAAGCCUGUCCCCAAGCAGGAUGAAAACAAGGAGGAAAAGCUUGAUGAAGAGCAUUCCGGAGAGUUAAAACAAGAGCUGAACAGCAAAAUUGCCACCUCUGAAGCACAUCCAAAGCGUCCCCUGCUUGGACUGGUUCUGACUCCUACUCGAGAGCUAGCCGUUCAAGUCAAACAACACAUUGAUGCUGUGGCCAAGUUUACAGGCAUUAAAACUGCUAUUUUGGUUGGUGGGAUGUCCACACAGAAACAGCAGAGAAUGCUGAACCGCCAGCCUGAGAUUGUGAUUGCCACUCCGGGCCGGCUGUGGGAGCUAGUUAAAGAAAAGCAGCCUCAUUUGAGCAACCUUCGGCAGCUCAGGUGCCUGGUGAUCGAUGAGGCUGACCGGAUGGUUGAGAAAGGCCACUUUGCUGAGCUCUCACAGUUGCUAGAGAUGCUCAAUGACUCCCAAUACAACCCAAAGAGACAGACACUUGUUUUUUCUGCCACACUGACCCUGGUACAUCAAGCUCCUGCUCGAAUCCUUCACAAGAAGCACGCUAAGAAAAUUGACAAAACUGCCAAACUUGACCUCCUCAUGCAGAAGAUUGGCAUGAGGGGCAAGCCCAAGGUCAUUGACCUCACACGAAACGAGGCCACGGUAGAGACACUGACAGAGACAAAGAUCCAUUGUGAGACUGAUGAGAAAGACUUAUAUCUGUACUACUUCCUGAUGCAGUAUCCAGGCCGCACCCUAGUGUUUGCCAACAGUAUCUCCUGCAUCAAACGCCUCUCUGGGCUCCUCAAAGUCCUGGAUAUCAUGCCACUGACCCUGCAUGCCUGCAUGCACCAGAAGCAGAGGCUCAGAAACUUGGAGCAGUUUGCUCAUCUGGAAGAUUGUGUUCUCCUGGCGACAGAUGUGGCAGCUCGGGGCCUAGAUAUUCCUAAAGUCCAACAUGUCAUCCAUUACCAGGUACCUCGUACCUCAGAGAUUUAUGUCCACCGAAGUGGUCGAACUGCCCGUGCCACCAAUGAAGGCCUCAGCCUGAUGCUGGUUGGACCUGAGGAUGUGAUCAACUUUAAGAAGAUUUACAAAACCCUCAAGAAAGAUGAGGACAUCCCACUGUUCCCUGUGCAGACAAAGUACAUGGAUGCAGUCAAGGAGCGAAUCCGUUUAGCUCGGCAGAUUGAGAAGGCGGAGUAUCGGAACUUCCAGGCUUGUCUGCACAACUCUUGGAUUGAGCAGGCAGCGGCUGCCCUUGAGAUCGAACUGGAAGAAGAAAUGUAUAAGGGAGGAAAAGUUGACCAGCAGGAAGAGCGUCGGAGACAGAAGCAGAUGAAGAUCCUGAAGAAGGAGCUGCGCCAGUUACUCGCCCAGCCGUUGUUUAAAGAUGAUCUGAAAACCAAGUAUCCAACUCAGUCUGGCCAACCGCCGGUGCUCGGGUCUGCCCCAAGGAACGCUGAGUCUGCGCUGAGCUGCCUCUCCAGACAGAAGAAGAAGAGAAAGAGGAGGCCAAAAGAGCAGCAGCAGCAACAGCCACAGCCAAGCACAAGUGCAAAGUGAGCCCCCAGGUCAGAGUCUGGGUGACCGUGCACCGCGUCUGUGUUCUCGGGUUGUGUGGGAACCUCCCACCUUGCAUUUCCCUCCACCGUCAGCCUCGCUUACAAAAAUCUCCCUCUCUCCACCACUGCCCCCCAACCCAGUAGCAGGGGAGACCUCAUCCAGAUUUGUGUUGUUUCAGAGUAAGAAUUCUGUGUAGCAGUUUGUAUAUUUCUGCAUUCCAGUGUUUACAGGCUUCUUGUAUGUUUAACUGGAUUUCUGCAAUUAAAGACCAUG
Messenger RNA from Sus scrofa (pig), 2846 nucleotides. It is a transcript of the gene DDX24, whose product is annotated as DEAD-box helicase 24. Gene Ontology annotation, molecular function: ATP binding; RNA helicase activity; nucleic acid binding. The record is from RefSeq and is a predicted model, not a curated record. NCBI's taxonomy places the organism in Eukaryota, Metazoa, Chordata, Mammalia, Artiodactyla, Suidae.